Messenger RNA from Bradysia coprophila, 1652 nucleotides. RefSeq lists its product as uncharacterized. NCBI's taxonomy places the organism in Eukaryota, Metazoa, Arthropoda, Insecta, Diptera, Sciaridae. The record is from RefSeq and is a predicted model, not a curated record.
UUAUUUAGCCACAAAGUGACCAUUCGCUGCUGGUCAAAAUGUCCAACAAUCCAGUAGCUGGUCCCAGUCGCAAAAGGGACUCACAGCCGAAAAACGACAAUCCAAUCCCCGAUAAGCGCAACAAAUUCCACUUGACAUCUCCAGAUGCCGAUACGUACUCCGCUUCCGGUUUGAAAUUAACACUUCACGGAGUGACGUUUCAACUGAAAUUGUUGCUGCUAUUCAUGAAACGAGCAUUGCUAACGGGCGCCAAAUUUCGACUGGCCACCGAAAUGGACGCAGCCGAAAAAUUCGAUGACGUAGUGUUGCAGCAAUUCGAUCCGGCACUUCAGAAAUAUGUUUGUCGCUUCGUGCAGGCUAAACACAAGCACGAAGAUGCCAAGCAAAUCCACUACACGGAUCUCAAGUCUCAAACGGAUGGUGUGCGCACAAAUAUUCGCAGUGUCGUUAAAGAAGACGUGCACCUCGUAACGGACAGUCUGUUCACGCAACUAUUUGAAAAUGAGGAAAUCUCCAUCGACUGCAAUAAUGAAUGGAUGGUUCGAAUGCCGGAUUUCAUUCCGAGAACAUUGUAUAGGUCCGUAGCCUUUACGGAAUCGGAACUCAUUGACCGUGUGGCUAAGGUACCAGAAAUUCUUGUUGCUGUGCAUGGCCGGGUCAUGAGUGAAUUGGUGGUGAGAGUAUUGAACCAGAAAUUGAAGCAACGACUGAAUGACGACUCGUUCAUGGACAGAUUUUUCUUCAUCAAAUCAGAUGGCAUGGACGACUUUCGCGAACGUAACAACGGGCUGGCGAUGGUGCGUGUUAAACAAUUGAGUCACGAUGCAAAGUUUUUAGUUGAAGAAAUGAUUUCGAAGGGACUGGAUGAUCACGAGAAAUAUGAAAUGUUCACAACGCAGGAGUUUUUUCCUCGGACCAUUGCCGAUUUUUCGAAAUUCAAGAAUGAAAAUAUUUUGUUAGUGGGAGAGGCGGGCAUGGGAAAGUCAACAUAUCUGAAUGAACUGGCAUAUCGGACAAAGGCCGACGAACCUCAUCUGUGGAUAACGAAAAUCAAUUUGAACGAUUACACGGACAUUUUAAAGGAAGCAUCCGAUGGGGACACUGUUGACUAUGAGACCCUUCUGAUAGAAUUAGCCACGGAUCACCUAACGGAAGAUUAUGAACGAAUUGUGUUUUGCAAGAAGUACAACGAUGAUGAAGUUGUGCUGAUUCUGGAUGGACUGGACGAGAUCAGUCCUACAUUCAGUGAUAUGUCGAUUGGAUUGUUGAACUUUGCUUUAGAGCAGCCGUCUAAGAAGCUAAUCCUUGCGACAAGACUGCAUCUGUGCGACUCGUUGCGAAGCCAUCUCCAAGAGGACGCUUUCUAUUUUCAACCGUUGACCGUUGCAGAGCAAAAAAUUUAUUUGAAGAUGAAGUGGCUGGAUGGUCUCGCCACCAAUUCAUCUUUCACCGAACAUUCAUUCGAUCUAUUCAUUAACACUCUGUUCACGAAUAUUUUUAGUCAGAAGCAGAAUACGAAAAUUUUUAGCGUUCCGCUGCUGCUAUCAUUCAUUGCAGAAAUUUUCAAAACUGACUUCCGAUUGUUCCACGACACAUUGGACAUGGGUAGUGUGCGACUUAAAAGUUCGGCGUUACAAGGAAGACAAGAAUAG